CAUCGCCCUCGACGGUCGCCAUUUUGAGACAGCUUGCCGAAGCCGCCGAACGUCGUCCCGUCUCAACCCCAAACUCUAGCACAAAGAAGUCUGAGUUAGCCGACGAACAGCUCGCUAACCAAGUUACUAUCCGAAAGGAAAGCAAAUCUUAUCGUAUGUCCGCUAUUCAGAACCUCCAAACUUUUGACCCCUUUGCUGAUGCAACUAAGGGUGAUGACCGCAUCCCAGUUGGGACAGAGGACUCCAUCCACAUAAGAAUUCAACAGCGGAACGGCAGAAAGACCCUCACAACUGUCCAGGGCAUCGCCGCAGACUAUGAUAAGAAGAAGCUAGUCAAAGCCUUCAAAAAGAAGUUUGCCUGCAAUGGGACAGUGAUCGAGCACCCAGAGUAUGGUGAAGUGAUCCAACUGCAGGGAGACCAGCGCAAGAAUAUCUGCCAGUUCCUUGUUGAGAUUGACUUGGCAAAGGAAGAGCAGCUCAAAGUCCACGGCUUCUAGAGACGAGCGGCAGCCCCUGCACCUGGAAGACCAUCACUCCCCAUCCCUCUAUGUGCUGCUGUUCCUCUUGCUUCCCCCAGUCCCCCUCCUACCAUGCUGCCCACCAUCUCCUAGCUAAGGGGAACCUUGACCUCUAACAUGGGACUCUGUAACACCACUGCCACCCUUUACCACCAGGGGGCAGAAGUGAUCUGGCGUAGACACACCAUGGUUCAGUGUGACAUCAGGGAUGAAUGGUGAUGAUGGCUACACAUUUCCUCCUUCCUUGUUGCUUUUAUUUUGUUCCUUUUUAGGUCUCUGCCUCAGUAAGAGGCACUACUCGUAACUUUUUUUGUUUUGUACUUUAAGGUGUUUCAAUAAACGAUGAGUCUCCA
Molecule: messenger RNA, 871 nt
Organism: Nerophis ophidion (straightnose pipefish)
Lineage: Eukaryota; Metazoa; Chordata; Actinopteri; Syngnathiformes; Syngnathidae
Product: eukaryotic translation initiation factor 1
Exons: 4
Coding region: 156-497 (113 amino acids)
Biological process (GO): translational initiation
Cellular component (GO): eukaryotic 43S preinitiation complex
Molecular function (GO): RNA binding; translation initiation factor activity; ribosomal small subunit binding
Source: RefSeq, a predicted model, not a curated record